Molecule: messenger RNA, 1205 nt
Organism: Cucumis sativus (cucumber)
Lineage: Eukaryota; Viridiplantae; Streptophyta; Magnoliopsida; Cucurbitales; Cucurbitaceae
Product: protein yippee-like
Exons: 6
Coding region: 618-1022 (134 amino acids)
Cellular component (GO): ubiquitin ligase complex
Source: RefSeq, a predicted model, not a curated record
ACACAGUAGAGAGGAACUCAUUUGCUUAGAUUUGCUUUAAUUACCUUUUACGUACAUAAUACAUUUUCCUUUUUUGGAGAAAGAGAGAAGAGAGGACACGAAUCCUUUGGGGCCAUUGCUGACUUCGCUGGUUCAAGAGAUCCUUAUCAACGACGAUGGCUUCGAUUCCUCUUUUUUCUCAACACUUCACAGUCUGCGCCGCUCUCCGUCCGCCGUCAGCCGCCGACAGCAGUCAACUCCAUGGAUUUCACUUCAUAAAUGGUCUUACUGACCAUAGCUUUCCUCUGAUAGUUGGAAAAUGGCUGUGUUCUCUCGAUGCAAUGGAAUGGAGAUGAUUGAGUAGAAUUUAGACAUGAACCCAAAAACCCAAAUGAGAAAAAUAAUAUAAAAUUCCAAGUGGAAUAAUGAAGUUGAAAAGUUGAUUGCAUUAGCAUCCACGUCGUAUCGCGUUAAAGGUACCGUCUUUUCCAGAGAAAGUGGUAUUUAUAAUUAGCGAGACGUGACCAAACUUCUCUGUCCACAUUUCUUGUAACUUGCGACUAACCCACAAGAAGAUAGCAACUCGAUUUCUGGUUACCCAUUUCCCCCUUUCCAAUUUUUGAUGAGAUUUCAGAGUCAUGGGGAGGUUGUUCGUUGUGAACCUUGAAGGAAGGAUCUAUAGCUGCAAACACUGCCGAACCCAUCUUGCACUUUAUGAGGACAUCGUUUCCAAGUCUUUCCAAAGCAGACAUGGAAAAGCUUACCUCUUCAAUAAAGUAGUGAAUGUUUCUGUUGGAGUGAAAGAAACGAGAAUGAUGAUGACGGGAAUGCAUACUGUUGCUGAUAUCUUUUGUGUUGGAUGUGGAUCAAUUGUGGGAUGGACAUAUGAAACUGCCUUUGAGAAAAAUCAGAAGUACAAAGAAGGGAAAUCGGUACUGGAGAGGUUCAAGGUUUCAGGGCCUGGUGGAACCAGUUAUUGGGUUAGUCAUACUCAUAGUCACGAAACAGCCCAUGGUGGAGGAAGUGAUGCAGAUGAAGCUUGAUGAUGAUGAUAUUAUUAUUCCAACUGUAUAUACUACACACCCAAUGUUCAUAUUCUUCAUCUGUCAUUCCUCAUUUCAGCAAGCAAGCGGCUUACUUGCUUGCUAUUUGUAACAGAACUCAAAACAUUUCACUGUCAUUCUUCUUUAACUUGAUAUUCAAUAUCACUUUGCGAUACCAUGAUA